Messenger RNA from Knipowitschia caucasica, 486 nucleotides. Lineage: Eukaryota; Metazoa; Chordata; Actinopteri; Gobiiformes; Gobiidae. The record is from the annotation of a GenBank genome assembly.
AUGGGGAAGAUAGUGUUCUUUGAGGAUAAAAACUUUGAGGGACGGAGCUAUGAAUGUAGCAGCGACUGCCCUGACCUGCGCUCCUUCAUCAACACUUGUGGUUCUGUAAAAGUGGAGAGUGGCUGCUGGGUCCUGUACGAGCGCUGCGACUAUGGAGGGUUCCAAUACGUCCUGAGUCCCGGAGAGUACCCUGAGCACCAGCAGUGGAUGGGGUUCAAUGACACUAUUAACUCUUGCCGUUCCAUAAAUAAUGACUUUGACGGCCAGACGGCAGAGUGUGACGAGGACUGCCCUUCAGUGUUUGAAGCUUUUAAGUUCCGGGAGUUCCACUCCUGUGUGGUCACAGAUGGUGCUUGGGUCCUCUUUGAGAAACCAGACUACCACGGGCAGCAGUACUUCCUGGAUCAAGGAGAGUAUCACAGCUACACAGCCUGGGGGGCAGGGACCCCCACGGCAGGAUCCCUGCGCAUGGUGACAGAGUUUUAG